GUCUUUUUGCCUAUAAAAUCUGAAAUUCCUCUCUUCUCUUCUAUAGGGUAUCUCUCAGUUCCUAUCUGUUCUAUAGAGUUUAGUGUUACCCUGUGUGGUGAGUUUCCAUGGCUAGGGCACAUCUUAUAUCUUCUCCUAACGUCUCUUCACUCACAAAUGGUUCAAAUCUUUGGGGCAGAAAACUCUCCUUCAAGAGUGCUUUCUAUGAAAGUUCUGGUGGAUCAAAAGCUUCUCAGCAGAAAAUAAAAAGUCAAAUACAGUAUAAUCCUUUGAGGUUUCAACAGUCAUCUUUUAAUCAUCACUACAAACACGUUGAAAGGGGAGCAACAUAUGAAGAAAGCAAUAAAAAUUAUGUUGUGAAAGCCGUCACUGUACCAUCUUCUGAGUCAGAAUCUGAAGCUUCAAGCUCCAAAAACUUUGUGGACUCUGUCAAAAAUUUCAUGGCCGUUUUGUAUCAAUUUAUUUACCCUUACGCAAUGUAUGGUCGAACAACAACGGCAAUUUCUGCGUCUCUCGUUGCAGUAGAAAGACUAUCAGAUAUAUCUCCCUUGUUUUUUAUUGGUUUGUUACAGGCUUUGUUACCUUCCUUGUUCAUGGAUCUUUAUGUUAAUGGAGUGAAUCAAGUGUUUGACUUCGAAAUAGAUAAGAUAAACAAGCCACAUCUUCCAUUCGCCUCUGGGAAAUUAUCCUUCAAGACUUGUGUCUUUAUUGUUGCCUCAUCUGCAAUCUUGGGUUUAGGGCUUAACUUGAUGAUAGGUUCUCCGCCAUUGAUUUGGAAAUUUGUGUUGAACGUUAUAUUAAUUAAUUGCUAUUCAAUGAAUCUGCCUUUCUUACGAUGGAAACAAUAUCCGGUGCUGGCAGCAUUAUUCGUAGUCGUUAGUAUGGCAGUGGUUUUUCCAAUUUCAUACUUCCUUCAUAUGCAGACGUUUGUGUUGAAGAAGCCACUUAUGUUUACAAGAUCAUUCAUUGUUUCUCUGCUGUUCAUGGGUUUGUACUCUACUGGUUUAGCAUUAUCCAAGGAUAUACCUGACAUGGAAGGAGAUAUAAAACAUGGCGUUGAUUCUUUCGCAGCACGUUUAGGCCAGAAAAACGUAUUUUGGAUUUGUAUUUUCCUUUUUGAAAUGGCAUUUGGAGUUGCCUUCUUGGCAGCAGCAUCAUCUUCAUCUCCCCUUUGGAUGAAAUCUAUCGCGUGUCUUGGAAAUGUUGUUCUUGGUUCAAUUCUCUUUUACCGGACCAAAGACGUAGAUGUGACAAAUCCAGCUUCCACUGGACCCUUCUAUUUCUUUCUCUGGAAGUUGAUGACGGCGGGACAAGUUUUUCUGCCUUUUGUCAGAUAAGGUGUCACUAAAGAUAAAACAAAACGUUUGCAACACAUGCGCAACAGAAUAACCUAGAGACCCUUCGCAUCUAAAUUUCCUGAACCAAUGAAUGUGUUCUCUCUAGAUAUCAUGAGUUUUGUAUCACUAAGAUUUUCUUUUUUUAAUUGUGUGAUGAUUCUAAGUAUCUAUAUCGAGCUUUAUCUCUAUGGACACAUCUUUCAUCAAAGGAAUAAGAAAAUAGAAGCAACUUGUUAUAACUA
Molecule: messenger RNA, 1579 nt
Organism: Vigna unguiculata (cowpea)
Lineage: Eukaryota; Viridiplantae; Streptophyta; Magnoliopsida; Fabales; Fabaceae
Product: glycinol 4-dimethylallyltransferase-like
Cellular component (GO): membrane
Molecular function (GO): transferase activity, transferring alkyl or aryl (other than methyl) groups
Source: RefSeq, a predicted model, not a curated record